Molecule: messenger RNA, 2107 nt
Organism: Drosophila eugracilis
Lineage: Eukaryota; Metazoa; Arthropoda; Insecta; Diptera; Drosophilidae
Product: poly(U)-specific endoribonuclease homolog
Exons: 4
Coding region: 34-1998 (654 amino acids)
Molecular function (GO): RNA endonuclease activity
Source: RefSeq, a predicted model, not a curated record
GCAACAUCAGCUGCGAUUGCCAAGAUCAGGCGGAUGCCAAGCUGGAGUCUCUCAUCAGUCGCUGGCCGAGUCUCCGUUCAGUUGGUCGAGUUGUCUCCGAAAUAUUCAAAAACUCUCCAAAGCAGUCGAAAAAAACGCAAAGAAAAUCGUAACAAGCCAAGGCAAAGUGCUAAUAAAUCGAGCAAAAUGCGCUGCCUGGCAUUGAGCGCACUCUUUUUGUGCCUGGCUCUGGCCGGACACUUUCACAUGUCAGAUGCCUACAAGAGCGAAGUACAAAUCACCCCGGAUCCCUUGGACUCUGUGGAGACGACGACCAAGAAGUCCAGUUGGUUUGGCGGCUUCAAGAAGUUCUUUGGCAGUGAUGCCACCACCACAACGACAACGAUUGCUCCCCCAGCUGUGACCACUCCAAAAUCGGUGGUAGUUACCCCAACGGCAGCCCAGAAACCUCCCCCACUGGUCAUCUCACAUGCUCCAUUGAUGCCAUUGGGUCCACGACCGGAUACACCGGGAUCCUCACCAUUUGGCGCCUCCCCACCACCGGCCAGCGGUCCUCAAUGGCCAACGACCAGUACAAGAUCGCCUCAGCCAUCUCAGCAGCCGAAUCAGCAGACGAUUCAGGGUCGUCCGCAGCAGGGAGGCACUGCAGCACCCAGUCUGCCGCCUGGUUUUGCCCCUUACCGCCCACAGAAGCCGCAGCCGAAUAGCUACGAUCUAAGCUACGGCGGUGGUCCAGCACCAGCAGCAGGAACAGGACGACCUGGUUUUGGUCUCGGCAUCAGCACCACCUCAACCACCACCACCCAGAAGCCCGCCACCACGACCACAGGUAAGGCACCGCAGCAGAAGGAUGACUUCCCAUCCUUGCCAGGACCUAGAAGGCCAUCGCAAAAAGAGGAUUUCCCAGCUUUGCCCACGGCCAAAACACCACCCGGCUCGCCCACACCCACACCGGGUUCUCCUUCGGCCUGGCAUUCGCCGCUGCCAACGCCUCAGCAUCCAGUUCAUCCGCCCACCAAGGCAACAGCAGCACCAACGCCAUCAACGCCCUCAUCGCCGUCGACGUCUUCGAAUAUCCCCUCCGUCACGCCCACACCACACGCCCAUGGAACGUCCUUUGGACCAAAUAAGGUGGUGGCUGGAGGUGCUGCCACUACUACCACUGUGCGUCCUGGCUUCCAGUCAUCGGGCAACUCGGUGGCCACCGACGACGAGAUCCGCCAGCUGACAGAGCAGCUGUACACCAAAGAGACAAACAACCAGCUGGCCAACAUCCAGGUGAACCUGCAGGGACGCACCCGAUCCAUCGACAGCGCCGAUGAGGCACCCAACCCACUCCUAAAUGUGGAUUCGAAGGCCCUGGAAUCCCCGACGAUCGCCAAGAUGCGCCUGCUCUUUAAUAACUACGAACACGACACCCAAGUCAACGAGCAUGUGACGCCCAACGAGCGCAAGGAGGAGAAUGAAUUCCUCGAUGCAGUGAUGGCCACGCCAGUGAUGCGUCAGGCUAUGCUGUUUCUGCAGCAGAAGGGAGUGGUUGGCCCAGAUCCAAAGACCCACCGCGAUCUGGUCAAGGAGCUUUGGUUUACGCAGUACUCCCGCGGCAAGGGCAAGAUCGGUAGCUCUGGCUUUGAGCAUGUUUUCGUCUACGAGGUGAAGGAGGGCACCAUCAUUGGUUUCCACAACUGGGUAUACAUUGGCGAAGAGGAGAAGGAUGGUCGUUUUGACUAUAAGGGAUACAUUAAGGAGCAGGAUAUUGGCACGAAGGCCAAGGUCCUGAAGAUCAGGUUCUCUCACCAGGGACUCAACAAGCCUGUGAACACCGUGUUUGUGGGCACCUCUCCGGAACUGGAGUUGGCCCUUUAUACGGUCUGCUUCCAGCUGCGGCCGGAUCGCACUUGUCCGGUGUCCUUGGGCAAUAGCAAGUUUGGCAUUGUCACCUACUCUUGGCGCUACCGGGGAAAGAACCUUAUUGGCAGCGCCUAUCCGGAGAUCUGAGAUUUGAGAUUUGAGGCAUCGAUCAGCGAUCGCUCCUCCCGUAGUCAUGGUAGAGUUUUUUUUUCUGUCACUUUAAUAAAUAAAGUAAAUAAAUGUGUGAAAAUUAAAA